CGCCGUCGCGUGAAGAGUGUUUGUUGUGUUUUCGUUGAAAAGUGUUUGGAUUUCUCAGUGAAAAAUCAAGCUGUUUUAGCAUGUCUUGACAAGUAAAGAGAGGUUUAUCAUCGGCGGUUUCGGCAGCCAAGGGUUCUCCAAAAUGGCGGGUGGCCAGCUUCUGGAACAGUAUACUGUCCCACAGCUUGCGAGAUUUUUCCACUGCAUGCCCCAUCUCAAUGUCUCUCUUCACUCCGUCAACAACACAUUCAACCCCCGCUCCGAAAUCUAUCUCGAGAGUCUCGGUAUAUUGGGAAGCAUCCCCGCCGCUUGGCUGAUUUUCACCCUGUUGGUGCUGCUAGUUUAUCUUGUGACAAGAUGCUGCGACCGGAAGCCUCGUCACAGAAGAUCUAUAGCUCUCCUGAAAUGCUCCCUAGCAGUUCUUGCCCUCCUUUGCUGCGGAGCCGUUGCUGUAGGUCUCUAUGGCAAUGACGAUGUGCAUAACGGCCUCAUACAAUUAAUUACCGCCGCCAAACAUGUAGACGAUAUGAUUAUGGACGUGAGAAAUCAGACGGAGAAGAUCGAACAGACAGUGCAGAAGAAGAUUCUUCCACAAAUGACUGCUCUCGAAGACGAGUUCGACGCACCAGCUAAUAAUAAAACGAUCUUGGGAUUAUUGCUGAAAGCCUCAGAAAGGAUGAAUCAGAACGCGAGCAUUGCUGUGAAUCGCAGCUUUGAAAUUCGCAGGCCUCUGACCGGAAUUACCCUGACUGGUGCUGUCGCCUUGGCCGAGAGAAUCGAACAAUUAAGAUGGCCUAUUACCAUGGCUGUGCUCAGCGUUCUUCUUAUACUUUGCGUGGUUCUGCUGGUCGGAGUCGCGCGCCACUCCAGAUGCGCCCUUAUCACCUUUUCCGUAUUCGGCCUAUUUGCGGUGAUAGUUUCCUGGUUGAUGGCUUCAAUGUACCUGUCGACAUCGGUAGCUCUCGGUGAUUUGUGCGUCUCCCCGGAUGGAUACAUAGCAAAAUCAUCUCCAAAUAUUCUGACCUCCGAAGUUCUUUCCUAUUAUACGCAAUGCGAGAGUAUGCACAACAACCCCUUCACUCGCCGAGUUCGAGAGGGAGUCAAUGCUACAGGAAACAUGAGGAACAACUUGAAUAACGUCAAGGAACUGGCAGAGCAGCUAUUCAAGGAUCAACAAGUAUCCACCAAACUGAUCAGCAUUAGAAAUGAGAUCAACACUUUGGAGAGAUUGUGGUCAGGCCUACAAGCCUUCCUCGACUGCAAACCAGUACACAAACAGUACAUUACGGGAAUCAAGAGCCUCUGCCACUUAGGAUUAUACGGCCUCACAUUUAUGUUAGCAGCGAGCCUCGUAGCUGGUUUCCUCUUCACCGUUCUUGUCUGGGUCGACUCUCACACCUGGAUCUACAUUAGAAAACGAAGUGAUUACCUCCAGGUCGACGAGCAAGAUCCUUUCUUGCCUCCAUCGGCGGCUUCGCAGGCGAUAGCGGCACGGACUCUUCGUGGCCAAGGGUCGUACCCGCCUACAGCCCCUCCUCUUAAUCCAAAUAUUCACGGCAACCAAAAUACUAUCAAACAGCCUCUCCUGCUAACGCCGCCCCCGCCGUCCUACGCUACUGCGACAGCUCGAGCACGCCAGCUGCACGAGAGCAUGUUAAAAAGUGGGGGAAUUAAUGGAAGCGGGGGCGAUCACAAACCGAGUCAGCACAAUCAGCACGCGACUAGUGGACGAGCUGAACACCGUUCUGGACAUGGAGACCAACCUGGCCAGUACGCGACUCUAAGCAAGCAGUGCAAAACACUAGAAUCGAGAAGGGAACCACCUUGGACGCCAAGUGUGGCAUCAUUUACCGGCACCCUCUCUCAUAAUUCGCACGGACCCGCGCACAUGGCAACUUUUCAAGACUCUAGGAAAACGCAGACUCUGGAUCCGAAAAAUCUGGCAAGUUUAAAGCGAGGACCAACACCCGCCUGGAAUCAAAAUCGACCUCUGCCACCGAACCCAGUCAAUCAGCCAACCUGGGAAUUUGAGAAUCGUUCACAAACGAACAUGAACCAGUUUCGUUCUCUCGUAAGGAACAAGGCUCCGAAUAUACGGAUACAGGACCAGGUGCAAGAUCAGGUGAGGACUUUGGACCGGAACUUUUCUCGCGGACAGUUCAACGACACCGGUCAAAAUAAUGCUGUUCCGAAUAUGUACGGCACGUACAAUCGGGCUCAAGGCAGACAAGAAAAAGCUUCUGUUCCCACUUUAAGUCAGGUUCAAGGCAGCGAUCCUAAUCUGUACGCGGUUACCGAAUUGUAAUCGCCUUUGGAACGAAACCAACCAAGCGGAAACCAAAGCAAAGCGAAGCGAAGAGCGAUACGAAAAUAAUGAGAGGUUUCUCUAUUCUAUUAUCAUACGGGUCUGGGUAGGGGUUUUUGUCCAGAGGGUGUGAGAACGAGGGGGCGGAAAAGACUCGGAGAAUAAUUUUAAAAAGAUGGAAUAAAAGCUGAGCGAGUUAGAGAAUUAUUUAAAACAAGAAGAAACGAAAGUGCUCGAAAAGAGGGCGAAUUACAUUGUAGCUAAUGUGUAUCGAUCGUAUUUGUAUAUCGUGUACAGUGGCCAUCGUCAACUAUCUUUUCCAUUCGAACUGCAUUCUUUUCGAAUGAAUUUUUUUUUUUAUAUGAAGUGCGGAGUCGACCCGCGACUUUGACCUAAAGCUUUUUUUUUUCCUUAUUGCAGACUCAUCCACAUUGAUGAUCGCAUUUUUUGAGAGGUAGAGAUUUUGCGGUCGUUGGCGCGGAUUUAGAGGCUCGAUCAACGUGAGAGGGAUACCAAAAGACACUUUUUAUACAUCUUUUUACACUUUAAUACCCGUACGAUUUGUAGAAAAAAAAGCUCCGUGUUCAUUUUCCUGUUAU
Molecule: messenger RNA, 2904 nt
Organism: Belonocnema kinseyi
Lineage: Eukaryota; Metazoa; Arthropoda; Insecta; Hymenoptera; Cynipidae
Gene: tty
Product: protein tweety
Exons: 9
Coding region: 143-2305 (720 amino acids)
Cellular component (GO): plasma membrane
Molecular function (GO): volume-sensitive chloride channel activity; intracellularly calcium-gated chloride channel activity
Source: RefSeq, a predicted model, not a curated record